Molecule: messenger RNA, 1371 nt
Organism: Cutaneotrichosporon oleaginosum
Lineage: Eukaryota; Fungi; Basidiomycota; Tremellomycetes; Trichosporonales; Trichosporonaceae
Biological process (GO): rRNA processing
Cellular component (GO): cytoplasm; nucleolus; preribosome, small subunit precursor
Molecular function (GO): snoRNA binding
Source: RefSeq, a predicted model, not a curated record
CUCGCCAUCGAUCAUGCCCAGGGCCUCGACAGGAAAGACCAAGGGCGUGCGACACGACCCGCUGCAUGUGCAGAUUGAUGCGGACGCGGCGCUCCGGCGUUUCGGACGCGUUAGCGCGCCGGACAAGCGGAAGAAGAAGGAGGAUGGGAGCGAUGACGAGCAGCGACCGGAGGAUGCGCGCAUGUCGCGCAAGAUUCUCGAGCUCGCGCGCGAGCAGGCGGACGAGGUGGGGCGCGAGCUGGGUGGCGAGGAGGAGUGGGGAGACGAAGACGAGGUGCCAGCAGGGCGGGCACGAGCGAUGAGCAGCGACUUGGAGAGCGACGAUGACUUCGGCGGCGACGUGAGCGGCGGCGAGGAGGAGGCUGAGCUGCACAUCGACCCCGAGGACCACGCCACGCUCGACGCACUCAAUGCCAACAAGCCGGAGGAGGGAGGACAGACGCUUGCCGAUAUCAUCUUUGCCAAGAUGGCUGCGGGGCCGGUGGUCGACGACGGACCGCCCGACCCGAAGCAGGGGCUCAACCCCAAGGUUGUGGAGGUGUACACGAAGGUCGGUUUCCUUCUGUCGCGGUACAAGUCUGGGCCGCUCCCAAAGGCGCUCAAGAUUUUGCCGUCGCUGCCGCACUGGGCGCAGCUCGUGGCCCUGACCGAGCCGACGAAGUGGACGCCGCACGCGACGUACGGGUGCACCAAGAUCUUCGUGUCGAACCUGAAGCCCUCCGAGGCGCGCGUGUUUCUGGAAGGCGUGCUUCUCGAGCGUGUGCGCGACAACAUCCGCGACGAGGGCAAGCUCAGCGUGCACCUGUACGAGGCGCUCAAGAAGGCGCUGUACAAGCCCGCGGCGUUCUUCAAGGGCGUUCUCUUCCCGCUGUGCGAGUCGGCGUGCUCGCUCAAGGAGGCGGCCAUCGUCGGCUCGGUGCUCACCAAGGUGUCCGUGCCCGUCCUGCACUCGGCGGCGGCGCUCAUGCGCCUCGCGAGCAUGGACUACUCGGGCCCCAACUCGCUCUUCAUUCGCAUCUUGCUCGACAAGAAGUACGCGCUGCCUUACAAGGUCGUCGACGCACUCGUGUUCCACUACAUCCGCCUCGCGAACUCGGAGCGCUCGAAGGACGGCGAGGACAAGCUCCCCGUCCUCUGGCACCAGAGUUUGCUCGUCUUCGUGCAGCGCUACGGCUCCGACCUCACCGCGGACCAGAAGGAUGCGCUUCUCGAUGUCAUCCGCGUGCGCCCUCAUCCCACGAUUUCGGCCGAGAUCCGCCGCGAGAUCGUCGCAAGCGUCGAGCGUGGCGCACCGCGCCCAGACGGGGACAUCGAGAUGUCGUAGUUGUUGGGACUGGGGUUUAUAGACAUAUGCACUGUAUGAUAGCGGGG